Messenger RNA from Athalia rosae (coleseed sawfly), 9327 nucleotides. It is a transcript of the gene CaMKII, whose product is annotated as calcium/calmodulin-dependent protein kinase type II alpha chain. Gene Ontology annotation, molecular function: calmodulin binding; calcium/calmodulin-dependent protein kinase activity; ATP binding. Gene Ontology annotation, biological process: protein phosphorylation. Gene Ontology annotation, cellular component: cytoplasm; neuron projection. NCBI's taxonomy places the organism in Eukaryota, Metazoa, Arthropoda, Insecta, Hymenoptera, Athaliidae. The transcript has 21 exons. The coding region runs from base 196 to 2190 and encodes 664 amino acids. The record is from RefSeq and is a predicted model, not a curated record.
CGUCUCCUGAAUUCACUCCGAUCCAUAAUUAUUUGUAUAAGUAAAGUGAAUAUCUCAUGAGAUUCUGAUUAUAAAAUAAAUCAACCAACAAUCCUACGGUUUAUUAACACAGUUUUAUUGAUCGAAUUUGACUGGCCAGUUUUCUAGCGUAGUCGGUCGCUUUUCAGUAGUGAGGUAAAUAUUGUAGUUAUCGGUAUGGCUGCUCCAGCAGCUUGUACGCGGUUUAGUGAUAACUACGACCUUAAGGAGGAACUGGGAAAGGGAGCUUUUUCGGUGGUCCGUCGCUGCGUACAGAAAAGCUCCGGUCUCGAGUUCGCAGCUAAAAUCAUCAACACCAAAAAGCUCUCGGCAAGAGAUUUUCAAAAACUCGAACGAGAAGCCCGGAUAUGCAGGAAACUACAGCAUCCAAAUAUCGAUUCUCCGAGGUCGCGCGGCGCGAUUGCAUGCGAACUAAGAUUACACGACAGUAUACAAGAAGAAAAUUUCCACUACCUGGUCUUUGACUUAGUGACCGGCGGAGAACUCUUCGAAGAUAUAGUUGCACGAGAAUUCUAUAGCGAGGCUGACGCGUCCCACUGUAUUCAACAGAUUUUAGAAAGUGUUCAUCAUUGUCACCAUAACGGCGUCGUUCACAGAGAUUUGAAGCCGGAAAAUUUAUUGCUAGCCAGUAAAGCGAAAGGAGCUGCAGUAAAGCUCGCGGAUUUUGGCCUCGCCAUCGAAGUACAGGGUGAACAACAGGCGUGGUUCGGAUUCGCCGGAACGCCCGGUUACCUCAGCCCCGAAGUACUGAAAAAGGAACCCUACGGAAAACCGGUAGACAUUUGGGCCUGCGGUGUUAUUUUAUACAUCCUCUUGGUCGGUUAUCCGCCCUUUUGGGAUGAGGAUCAACAUCGUUUAUACGCACAGAUCAAAGCGGGCGCAUACGACUAUCCCAGUCCGGAAUGGGAUACGGUGACACCGGAUGCAAAGAAUCUGAUUAAUCAGAUGCUCACGGUUAAUCCAAGCAAGAGAAUCACAGCCAGUGACGCCCUGAAGCACCCAUGGAUCUGCCAACGAGAACGCGUCGCAUCCGUCGUACACAGGCAGGAGACUGUCGACUGCUUGAAGAAAUUCAACGCGAGGCGCAAAUUGAAAGGUGCCAUUUUGACAACGAUGUUGGCGACAAGAAACUUUUCCAGUAAGUAUGAUACUCAGGGUCGACAAACCAUUACGAAAAAGGGAGAUGGCUCUCAAGUGAAAGAAUCGACUGAUAGCAGUACCACCAUUGAAGAUGACGACGUAAAAGAGGAUAAGAAAGGAGGCGUCGAUCGGAGCAGCACGGUCAUUGCAAAAGAACCCGAAGGCUUUGUCUCUCAGGGAACUCCGCCCAGCAGCCCUGCCGCCGUACCGGUUGUCCUAAAGUGUCCUCCGGCUGCCUUGAAACAACCCCAAACCGGUGUUGGGAAUCCAUUUGGAAUAGCCGCUGUUCUGCUACAAGGUGCACAAGCUGGCAGUGGGAGUGGCAGUGGCUCCAGCCAAAGUAGCAGCAACAACAGCCAGAACAGCCAAACCGGGGGAUCCCCUUCGUCGACGAUUCAUCUCAACGCCAGGAGCACACCUCGACGUCAUGACUCGAAGACUGAUUCAGAGGGCCGUCGAGACGAAGUGACAACUUCUGCAGGAAUUGGCGGCUACUGUCAGCUAGGCGAAAGUGGAGAAUACGCCGGCGAUAUAAGAAUCGGCGGUCCUACCAAGACCUACAGUCAGCUAUCGACGAAUUCACAGUCUUCAGCUCGUCGGCAAGAAAUCAUCAAGAUUACCGAACAAUUGAUCGAAAGUAUAAACACCGGUGACUUUGAAGCCUAUACGAAGAUCUGUGAUCCACAUCUGACAUCGUUCGAGCCAGAGGCUCUGGGUAAUUUAGUCGAGGGGAUGGAGUUUCACAAAUUUUACUUUGAUAAUGUUUUGGGAAAAGUCAGCAAAGCAGUGAAUACAACAAUAUUAAAUCCUCACGUACACCUCCUCGGUGAGGACGCUGCGUGCAUCGCAUACGUGAGACUAACGCAGUAUAUGGACAAACAAGGAGUGGCCCACACUCAUCAAAGUGAGGAGAGUCGAGUUUGGCACAAGCGAGAUAACAAGUGGCAAAAUGUUCACUUUCAUCGCAGCACUGUAACAGGGUCCUUGCAGUUUGCCUGCGGCCACAAAUAAACCAUUGCCGUAACGAUCAAUGGUGCAGGCUCACCUUAGGAAACGAAGCAAAACUAGUAUAAAUUGAGAUUGAUUAGGAGACGAUGAGAAGGGCGAGCCGAGAGAAUAUCUAGAUGAGUAAGCAGACAAACAAAAAUAAACAUACAAACAAAUAAAAAAAAUAAUACAAAGAGAGAAACAGAGAGAGGGAGGGUAAAAAACGAUGAGGAGUACCAGAGUAGCAUCGUAAGGAGUACUUCACUUGGUGCCCAUGGAUGUCCUCGACUCCACCACAUCGUAUCAACUUAUUCACCUGUCUGUCUGCCAGUCAGUUUCGUCGAUUGGUUCACUAGGGAUGUAAUUGAAGCUCCUAAUAAUACUUGUGCGAAUGAAACAAAGAGAGAUGUAUUCAAUAAAAGUAAAGAGAAAACAAAGAAAAAACAUCAGCGGAACGAUAAUGAAAAAUAAUUGUCUGACAAUGAGCCGUAAAGUGUAUCCGAGUAUCAUGAGACAACGCCGGGCCCUGCAACAAUUUUUAUAUAAAUUUACUUGUGAGAUAUAAAGUGUAUCAUUAAUCAAGAAGAAGCGAACAGUUUUUGAAAAUAUCUAAUGAAAAGGAGAACUUGAAUGAAGAAAGAUCAAUCGCUAUGCAGUCUGGUUAUACUUAACAUCUUCAAAUACUAGAGUGGAUUGCUAUUAAUUAUUUUCAAUUACUAUUGAUUCUAUUCGUAUUUCAUUCCGUCAUUUCGAUAUUAUAUAAUAUAUGUAAAAAAAGAAGUCUGCUUAGGUAGAGUAACGAAUUUCUAGCAUCGACUGUGUCUGUCUCUUUUUAAAAUUUCUAUUUAUCCGAAAUCGUUAUAGAUGCAGUUUUGAGUGAUCGUGUGAAGCAAAAAGAGAAAAAAAAACAAAAAAAAAACAAGGAAUGAAAAGCGAUUUUUCUAACACAUAUUAGUAUAUUAAUCCAUCAUGUGAGAAUCGCGCAAAGGAAGUAAAAUAUAAUCGGAUAAAAGUAAAACUUGGAUCUGCGGGGAGCUGAAAGUUAGCUCUAUCAUAACAAUCGACCGAUGUGCCCUAAGAUUUUUACUGAAUUCGUCACAUAAUUUAUUUUGUAAUCUGGUCUGCUGUAUUAUUUAUAAACUUUUGAUCGAAAGUAGCAAGGAUUAAAAGAAAAUCGACGAAGCGAGUCUCAAAGAUUUGAUCCAAUUCAUCGAAUGAAUAUCAUACGUAUAAUUAUAACAAACUUUCUGUAGAAUCGCCUGCCUUUGAACACAGGUAUUUUGCCACAUCCACUAGAUUGGGGGCCCGGCGUUAGACGAAUUGAAGAAUGUAAAGCGAAAUAUCUAUGAAUUCUUUCCAUCGUGGGUUCGAAAAAUCUGCAGUAAAAAAAAAAAAACCAAAAAAAAGAAAGAAAAAAGAAUAAAGUCAGAAUUACGAUUACGACAACGCUAUUCAAACACAUACAUACAUGAUUACAAAUGAUUAUGUGAUAAAAUAUUUACAGUACAUUAUAUAAACUUAUACGGAAGUUCGGUAUGGUUCGUAAAAAAAAAAAAAACAAAAAGAAAAAAAGAAUUACAAUAAAAAAAAAAAGUAAAUUCAGCUGCCACCGAUAUUAUUCUAGGUAAAUAAAUGGAGGUAAAAAUUAUGGCUAAGCACUCUAUCUUGAUCUUAAAUAACGUAUUCGAAAAUCCGCGAGUUAGGAUUAAGAAACGAAGUAAAAUUUAGAGAGAAAAAAAAGGAGAGAAAGGUAUGGAAGAAACUACGGUCUUUUAAAACUUUCUUCGUUAUUCAUUAAAUUACGCCAGUUUCAUUACUAUAAUAUACAUAGCUAAUUAUAAUAUAAUACUGUUCUCCGCUAUUACUCGCGAUGAUAAUAAUAUUACGAAUUGAUAACUCCGAUGCACAAGUCGUUCGAAAGAAAUAAGGAUUUAAUUCAAAUGAAAAAUGUCAAAAUAGAUUUCGAGUUGCGAAGACAAAUAAUGUAACCUGUAUGAUUUCAAAAAAACAAAAGUCGGACUUUUUGAGGGAAGAAAAAAGGCAACAAAAAAAAUAAUAUCCACAUUACAACGUAUAAUUGAAUAUACCUUAAAUGAAAAUUCUACAUACGAUAAUAUAUGAUGUAAUUAUAAUCGUACGUAUGUUAUUAUUGCAUCUUUGUCGUCUUGAUUCGACCGGCAUUUUUGUACGUUUGAAUCUUAUACAGGAGAAUAAGUAAGGAAAAAAGAAGAAAAAAAGAAGUCAAAAAGUAUUUAUCCGCGUAAAUAGGCGUUAAUAUAGGUAUAUGAUGAUGAAAUAAUUAACGAUAAAUCAAUAAAUAAAUAAAUUAAAUGAAAUAGUAAAUGAAUAAAUAUUAUAUAGACAAAAGAAAAGAAUUUUCCUAUCGAUAAUAAAGUUUCAUGAAAAUUUAUGUAACGACAUAUGAAAAUCACUUUGAAAAUCUACACUCCACGCUCUCUGCCGCAUCUCUCUUUGCAUAAAUAAUAAUAUUAAUAAUAAUAAUGAUAAUGAUGAUGAUACUAAUAAUAACAAUAAUAUUUAUAAUAGUAAUAAUAAUAACAACAACAACAAUAAUAAUAACAACAACAACAACAACAACAACAAUAAUAAUAUAUACUUACACAUUUAAGUAUCUAAAUUAUAAAUCAUACUAUAUAUAUAUACAUAAAAAGUUUAAUAAAGUGCGUUGCAUUAAUUGAUUAAUUAAAUCAUUAUAUUAGGUGAGUAUUAUAAUUGCGAUUGAAUUUAUAUCGAAUUUACUUAAUUACAAUGAACCUUUCUACACGUUCGUACAUACAUCCCCUUUACAUAUGUAUAAGGUAUAUCUAUACACGUAUGUACAUGUAUAUGCAAAUACAUAAAGUAUAGGAAAAAAAUUAAAGCCCGAACAUCCCAUCUUUAUAGCGGAUUUGAAAACGGAGAAUGAAUAGAAAAAAACAGAAAAUUGGAGAGAAAACUACUUUUGCCAUCACAUAUUAUACUACGCAUAGUAAUAAACUAAUCAAUUAAAACAAAGAAGAAAUGAUGAAAAAGAAAUGAAAAAUAAUAUAAAAAAGUAUGAUUUAUUAUAUCACAAAUACUAUGAUAUAGAUGUAAGAUUAAAUUGAGGUAUAGUUAUUUCUACUACUCUAAUUCAUCGCUUCUAUGUGUGAUUGUUGUAUAAAAUAAUUAUUAAUUAUUGGUUAUCGCUACUAUUAUCAUUCAUAGGUAUUGUCGGUUUUAUCUAGUAAUUCGUUAUCAUAAUUACUAUACAACUACUGUUUAUAUUUUUAUUAUUAUUAUAGAUAAUUAAUAUUAUUAAUUAUAUCACUUCUACCAUCGAACACGGAUGAUUGAUACGCUAGGUAUAUUGAAUAUUUGAUUCUGUUGUUCUUCUUAUUACUAUUAUUAUUAAUAUUAGCAUUGUUUUUCUUUUCGUUUGGUAUAACAAAUGAUAUGUAUAAUUAUUGUAUGAAUUACGUACGUACCUACACAUAUAGCGUAAUGGUCUUUCUUAUUACACAUAAUAAUUAAAAUCUUGAUGAAUCUAAAGUAAUCGAAGCAAACCACAGUUUAUGUUGGGUAAAUAUUACCGAAUGACUUGAUAUACAUAUUAUAAUAGUUGUUUCUCAAUUAUCAAAGAUUCUACACCAGCGUCUUAAUUGUUACGGUGAUUAUAUACAUACACGUGUUACUCAUACAUAUGUAUAUAUAUUUAUUAAUUAUUUCCCUGGGAUCUCGUUGAGAAUGAUCUUCUAAAGUACAAACACACGUCAGUAUCGUAGAAUCAGAAAAAUAAUAAUAAUGCUAAAAAGUAAAAAGAAAACAACAUCACAAAAAUCUGUGUCAAUCGUAUAUCCAUUGGAAAAAAUUUUAAAAGUAUAAUUCAGUAAUCAUGGUACAUGAUAUAAAGAAAAUACAUUGAUAUUAUUUCUGCCGUUUGUAUGGGUUCGAAAAUUUAUAUGAACCGAUUCUCAAUGAGAUCUUUUGAAUUUCCGAACGAUAAUGAUGUUUUCUUUUUUUCUCUGCAACUGCAAAAGCUCAUUGAUAAAUUAAGCGACGCUCGGUUCUGUGGUAAUUCAAACUAUAUACUGCAACAAGCGUUGCUCAAUUAUUCGAUAUAUAUAAUCACAGUUGUGCUAUAAUUCAAUGAUGGUGGAUCGAUUAUUGUUCAGUCCAUGAUAUUGAGAUGGAUCUCUAGUUAUAGACCGAGAAAACUACGAUAUAGUUAUUCAAUAAACGCGUCGUCCACACAACUGACAUUUCGCCCAUCAUUCAUUGUUUGGCCUAAUUAUUACUAUUCACGUUUAUCUAUCCAAUAUUAUAAUAUUAAAAAAAUAUGAAAAACAAAAAAAAACAAAUAUAAUAUAUUAUAUAUACAAAUAGAUAUAUAAUAUAUACAUGUUUAUAUAUAUGUAUAUUAUAAAUAUUCAAGAUCUAAUACUAAUCAUCUAUAGGAAGUGGAACUCUUCCCUCCCAACCCCACCCUGACGGUUUAAAAAAAUUACGUAUAAUGUAUAUUAUACCUGCGGAUAAUAACGCCGAAUCAACGGAUAACAUAUGAAUAUAACGUGCAAUUUUGUUCAAUAAUUAGAAAAAAAGAAAAUCCAUGUUUUCCCCCGUGAAGACAGCGAUACAAAAUAAUGCCUGUAAUAUACAACCCUCAUUUUAGUAUGCUCAGUAUCUUACAGUCUUCGAAAAUUACACCACAUUUUUUUUUAAUUAUUAUUAUUAUUGUUACUAUUAUUAUUAUUGUUAUUAUUGUUAUUGUUAUUAUUAUCAUAAACACAUAAAAUUGCACCGGUAUAAUAAAUGUGUCAAUCGUAUGUCGAAGAUUAGUAUUUUUUCUCAUUACAGUCAGACAAUUGUUGUACUUAUUUAAUAAAAAAAAAAAAUAAAAAACAUCCAUACAGACAUGUUAUACUAUAUACCAUUUAAAAACAGAAGAGAAAAACCAAAAAAAAUGAGAAAAAAUAAAAGAAGCCACAAAUGCACAGUUUUUUCUAUUAUGAGCUAUAAAAAAAUAUGUAUAUAUAUAUUUAUUUAUACCUAUAAAUAAAUAACAUAUAUAUAUAUGUAUAUACAUACAGUGAGAUUGAUUCUUUUCACGUACCUAUAUAAAUAAAUAUAUAUUUAGCGAAGUAUCUUCGGUUCACGGUCAUCGAGAAGCGACCAAAUAACGCCGUACCAUGUUAAAUAAACGGCAAAUAUUAAUGAUUCCUAGCAUGACUUCCUCAUGACUAAAUAAUUCUCCGUAUUUAAAUAUAUAGUAUAAUGACGUUUGUCAAAUUUCUCUAUCUGAUUUAUAUCAUAUACACCUAAUAAUUAUUAUAAUAUCGUAAAGAUAUUUUAAUUCGCGCAUCUAUAGGUAUAUUAAUGUAUCAAGCCGAAACCCGUGGGGAUAAUUUUAUUGAAAUAAUUUAAUUUUCUUUUUCUUUUGGAUACAGAUAGGUGUAAUUUGUAUUGUAAUUUGUACAUAACUUCAGUCAUAGGUGAUAAGAAACUAAUUAUUGUUGUGAUCAAACGCUCUCUGGAAGAGCUCGAAUUUUUUCCCCUUUAUCAUGAAGUCUGAGAAUUUAUCGAAUCCCUUGUACUCUCACUUGUAGUUACUUGUAAUCAUGAUUUUUUUGAUCAAUUUUUUUCUCUAGUUUAUUAUCAUCAACUAUUAUAUUUUGGUAAUCGCUUCAGUCCAUUCAUUAUUGAAAUAUGUAAUAUCAGUUGACUUUAUUCAAGAGUCUUUCGAAUCUGUAUCUGAAAGAAAAAUGAGAAAACGAAAGGAAAAGUAAUAACUUUAUAAUCGAAAGAAGGCCACGGCAGUGAUUCCACUGUAACUGUUAAAAAUGUACACAGAAUAUAGAUGAAAUGUAUAACACUGAUUUUCUUCAGCCUAUAGGCUAUUAUGUAUAAUACAUGCAUCAUAGUGGAAGAAAAAUGAUGAAAUAUGCUGAUUGUUAAACUUUGUUUUCUUAAGACCCAAUAUUAUUCAUUGUACAUUCUUACAUGUCUUGCUGUGUGUGUCGUAUCGGGAAUCGGUAAUUUGAGGUACAGAUCGUCGUAUAAUUGUGUAUUCUGAAAUGGCAGGGAUCUAGUAAUAGAUUAGUUUAAUACACUGUAUAAUGCAUCGAAGGUGAAAAUAUUGGGAAAUUAAAAAAAAUCAUUUAAAAAAAAACCAGAUGAGAUCUGAGUGUACUUCAUAUACCGAUAGUUUUAAGACACGAUUAUUAUUCAAGAAGUUAGCAAUUAUUGUGUGCAAUUAUUACGGCAAUGUAACAGCAACGAUGGCGAUUCUCAAAAUUAUUAUUAUUAUUAUUAUUAUUAUUAUUAUUAUUAUUGUUGUUAUUGUUAUUGUUAUUAUCAUUAUUAUUGUAUUAUUAUGUUCCUCAUCGAUAUUGAGUCUGAUUUCGACUUUUAUCGUAUUGACUUAGCCCGCCGAAGUUGAAACUUUAGUAUCAUUUGGUAUCUUGUGAUCCGAUGAUGAUUUCUUUUUCUGAUUUUGAUGGUAGUACUUAUAACUUUUCAGUUUAAGCUACUUCGGAUGUCUAAAUCGAUACGAAUGGGUGCGAUUAAGGGUUCGGAGAUGAAAAAUAUUAUUUAACCGGAAAACCUGAUUGAGAAUAGCUGUAUGUUUACGCUGUGAGAUGAUAUUGCCAACUAAAUUAUUAAACUCUUAUCGGUAUUUAUAAUAAUAUUAUUAUUAUUAUUAAAAAAAUAUAAUUAUAACAAUAACGAUUGAUUACAAUUUUUGUCCUAAUGUUCCGAAAAUAAAAAUAAAUCUCUGUAAAAUAGCGGAGUUUCACUAUUAGCUAUUAUUGCUUUAUAUCAAAAUUGGAUCUUUCUGACUUUAAUAAUUUCAACUCAUUACGACAUCUUUUAUUUAUUAUGGAAUUGAACAAUAGAUCUGUUGGAUGGAUUGUCGUUGCCUUCUAAAAUAUUGCCAAAAAAAAAUGUGCCAUGAUCAAAUAUCGCAUAAAGUUUAAAUGAAAUUUAUAUCGACUUUGGUGUAAUAUAAAAAAUGCUCAAUAAUUACCAUCAAUGAUCAGAAGGACCCAAAAUCUUAUUGUUAGUGUGAACUUAUUGUUUCUGAUUAAGAUUUUAUAUUUUGUAUAUUUUAUGUUUAUUUCAUGCUAUAAUAUUACAUAAUAUAAAUUGUGUUAUCAAAUUAGAUUUUUUGUUGACAAAUUA